AUGAUUGUGAUACACUCAUUCCGGACCGCCCAUUCCGCCUUCGGCGCAUGUCCCAAUCCGCCCGGACGGCAUCACGCAGCGCGGCGCGUCGCGUCUCCCAAUCCGCCCUCGUCGCAGCUCCAAAUCCGCCCUCGUCGCCUCUCCCAAUCCGCCCUCGUCGCAUCUCCCAAUCGCCCUCGUCGCAUCUCCCAAUCGCCCUCGUCGCAUCUCCCAAUCGCCCUCGUCGCAUCUCCCAAUCGCCCUCGUCGCAUCUCCCAAUCGCCCUCGUCGCAUCUCCUAAUCCGCCCCCGUCGCACCUCCACGCCGCCGCCCGUAGCGUUGCCUGCCACGUCUCCUUGCAACAUCGCCGCUCGCCUCUGCGCUGCUUCCCAUCCUGGCCGUGUCACCUCCGCCGUUACCUCGCCACCUCAUCGCCGCCUCGCCUCCCCACUCUCCUUUCUGCCCGCCUCUCUCCCCUGUCCUGUCCCCUUCUCUCCCCCCUAUCCUCCUCUCUCCCCCUGUCAUGUCCCCUUCUCUCCUCCCUGUCCUCCUCUCCUCCCCCUGUCCUGUCCCCUCCUCUCCCCCCUGUCCUCCCCUCUCCCCCCUGUCCUGGGCCCCUCUCUCCCCCCCUGUCCUGUCCCCCUUCCUCCGUAUAGCAUCUGGCAUAAUAAUAUUCUCCCCGCUCUCGUCCUUCCCUCCCCGCUCUCAUCCUUUCCUCUCCCCUCUCAUCCUUUCCUCCCCGCUCUCACCCUGAACCGUCUCUCAGCUCAAGCUAUUGCGCCUCCCGUCCCUCUCCCCCUUCUUUCCCUCAUGUCUCCCCCUCCUUCCCCCCGUUUCCCCCCUCUAUGCCCUCAUUCCCAUCCCACCUUCCCCUCAUUUCACCCUUUCUUCCCCAUUUCCCCACUGCUUUCUCAUGAUUUCCCCGCUCCCCCCUUCUGCCACCUGCGUCUGCAGCCUCGUGACCGCCACGGAACCGCCAGCUGCACGUUUGACGAGAUGCGCGAGAUGCGGCCAUGCAUGCGCCAUCCCUCUGAACCCUUCCUCUCCGCCCUCCGCACACCUAACUUGCACACCUCCCUCAUCCUCUCUCCCUCCCGUCAUCCUCUCUCCCCCCUGUCCUCCACUCUCUCCCCUCUGUCCUCCUCUCUCCCCCCUGUCCUCCUCUCUCCCCCCUGUCCUCCUCUCUCCCCCCUGUCCUCCUCUCUCCCCCCUGUCCUCCUCUCUCCCCCCUGUCCUCCUCUCUCCCCCCUGUCCUCCGUCCCCCCCUAG
Closterium sp. Naga37s-1 is the source of this 1248-nucleotide messenger RNA. Lineage: Eukaryota; Viridiplantae; Streptophyta; Zygnematophyceae; Desmidiales; Closteriaceae. The record is from the annotation of a GenBank genome assembly.